Antechinus flavipes (yellow-footed antechinus) is the source of this 4327-nucleotide messenger RNA. It is a transcript of the gene REEP1, whose product is annotated as receptor accessory protein 1. Gene Ontology annotation, molecular function: microtubule binding. Bases 250 to 1161 code for a protein of 303 amino acids. Gene Ontology annotation, biological process: endoplasmic reticulum tubular network organization. Lineage: Eukaryota; Metazoa; Chordata; Mammalia; Dasyuromorphia; Dasyuridae. The record is from RefSeq and is a predicted model, not a curated record. Gene Ontology annotation, cellular component: endoplasmic reticulum tubular network; endoplasmic reticulum membrane; cytoplasmic microtubule. The transcript has 10 exons.
AGGAGCCGCCGCUGCCGCCGUCCUGGGAACCUGCCGCGGCUGCGCUGACUGCGCGCCCUGCUAAUGGCUGAGCCGCGGGGCCGCUCAGUGUGGCUGUAGCGGCCGGCCAGACGGAGCCAGCGACGUGCCCGGAGCCCCGGCGCCCAGAGCCAGCCGCCUCCUCCUCGCGCGCUGCGCCCAGGCCGGGCCAGGCCAGCCUUGGCCGCGGCUGCCCUCCUCGCCUCGCCUCGCCGCGCCGUGCCCCCCGCCAUGGUGUCCUGGAUCAUCUCCAGGCUGGUGGUGCUCCUAUUUGGCACCCUUUAUCCUGCGUAUUAUUCGUACAAGGCAGUAAAGUCAAAGGACAUUAAAGAAUACGUAAAAUGGAUGAUGUACUGGAUUAUAUUUGCACUUUUUACAACAGCAGAGACAUUCACGGAUAUCUUUCUUUGCUGGUUCCCCUUCUAUUAUGAACUAAAAAUAGCCUUUGUGGCCUGGCUGCUGUCUCCUUACACAAAGGGCUCCAGCCUCCUCUACAGGAAGUUUGUGCAUCCUACGCUGUCAUCAAAAGAAAAGGAAAUUGAUGACUGCCUGGUCCAAGCCAAAGACCGGAGCUAUGAUGCCCUUGUGCACUUUGGGAAGCGGGGGCUGAACGUCGCGGCCACUGCAGCAGUGAUGGCUGCUUCCAAGGUUGCCCGGCUCUUUGAUUUUGUCUCAUAUUUGGACCCCAGAGAAGGGCAGGGACAAGGUGCCUUAUCUGAGAGGCUCCGGAGCUUCAGCAUGCAAGACCUCACGACUAUCCGCGGGGAUGGGGCCCCCGUCCCCUCUGGCCCACCUCCCUCAGCCACCAUGCGGACCAGCAGCAAACAUGGCCAGCCCAAGAUGUCCAGAAGUGCAUCUGAAAGUGCUGGAAGUUCAGUGUGUACCUGCUGCACCUCGUGCAGGACCCGGAAAGUGGUUGAGGGAGAGGUGAAUGAGGGGGGUGUGCAGUUGUGGAAGCCGCGCCCACCCCCGAGCAAGGACCCUUUGGCAUUUUCCGACGAGGAAGAGGAGGACCUCUUGGAUUACAUGUACAAGUUUAAAGCUCCCCGGAAGACGGAGAGGCCUCUGGAGGCACCGCCUAGGAUCCUUCGAUCUCGCUUCAGGAAGAAAUGUACCUCAUCCCCUGCCACUGAAACCAUGUGAGUUAGAUGAGCCAACAGCACCGGGAUCUACAGCACGCCUCUUCUCUGCCUUAAAGAGCUAUUCACUUAAUAACAUAGAAAUCUGGGAGCUGGGUGUGCUUUGAGUGGGCAGCAUUGUAGUCAUGGCCUUCUCUCUCUCUCUCUCUCUUUCUUUCUCUUAAAAAAAAAUUCAUUUUCAUGGGAGAAGGGGCUAAGGGUGGGAUAGCAGGAAAUGACCUCUAAGUCCCCUGAGGUUGAUAGUAUUCACAGCUCAAUAGUCAUCAACUUGAGAGAAGAACGUCACGGCAGAAAUCAUCUCUGCUGUUUCUGAAAUACAGAAAUGUUUGGGGUAUAAGUUUGUAAUUUAUCAGUUAUUUAUCUAGUUUUUAUUCCCAUAAAUGCAAAUAAUAGCAAUUAAAAGAAAAUAUCCUCCCUACUUGAUAAGAAUACUUUGGAUCAUCAUGUAUUUUAUAUUUUUGGUUAAAAUAAAUAGACUUGCAGAGGCCAACAAUGCUUCACAAUUAUGUCAAAAGACUGAAUGAAAAAAACAAAUUUUGAUUUUUCUUAAAGCGACAAACCUACUGAAAUUCUUGUUCCCAUAUGGAAUUUGUCAAAGUUUCCAGGUACAACUCAAGCAGGUAUCUGGCAAGUAUUUCACUAUGUGAGUGAGGACAGAAAAAAUUAGUGAUGGAGUGAAGAGAUCUGGUGGUCAGCCCUCUCUGUAAAGUUUUUCUUUUCUAUUCCCCUGAGAUAUAAUAGUGAGCUGGACACCAUGUGAUAAGGAAGGUGUGAAAGGAGGCAGGGUCUCUGCACUGGAUCCGGGCCGGGAAUUCUUGAAUCCUUCCUAGGACCUUGACAGGACCCUUCACCUUGUAAAGCUUCCUGGGGAUGGGACCGUGCACCUACCUCGCAGGGAUGCUUGAAGGACUUACGGACAGAACGAGCUUAGCAGAGGAAAAGUUCUAGGUCCCAGUAAGGAUGCCCCACCAUCUUCCCUGCGCUGACCCACUCUGAAACCGUUCUCACCUGACAGAGACAGGAGGGGUGAAGGCUGCUGCCAGUGAAUUGGUGGAAAGAAAAGUUAGAAUGGGUAUUUUUAACUGAAGCUAAUUCAUUCUAGACAUGUAUGAAAUCACCUGUGAUAACAGGAGCAGGAAAGAUUUUGGGAGAGUUCUGGUGGCAAAAGUUGGUCCUAGAAAACACGGUUAUAUCUGGCUUUCCGUUGAAUUCUAAAUCUUGCUCUUAUCUAGUGGCUUCCAAGAGACAUUUUUCAUGAACUUAUGGGGUCCCAUGAACCCCUGGGAAAGUCUAGACUUGUAUUGAGAACAGAGCCCAAUUUCUUUUUUUCCAAAAAAGGAGAAUCUGGAUUAGAUGUCAUUUUAGUCUUAAGUGUUAGGAUAGUGUUUUCAUCCCUAGAUUAGGAAAGAAGAGGAAGAAGCUGUAUUGAGUAUUUGUGCUUUCAAGAUAUAAGUGUAUUCUGCAUGCAGUGUUCACCAAGCAGUUAAUCAAUCCUUUAGCUGAUUGUGUUGGCCUUUAAUCUGUCCCAUAGGCUAGAAAACAUGUGUACCACAUAAGAAUUGCUGUCAACUGAAAUAUAUAACCGGGUCUAUUAAAGACUGUUCCAUUAUUAACAUAGUUAAGGUGCAGCGGGCCAUCUAGGGAGAUGGUGAACUGGCAGGCUCAGAAAUGUUUGUCCUUGAAAUUGUUUGCCAGUUACUAUCCCUUGGGUCCUUCAUAAAUUAUUUUCUAGUAUCCUUCAAUUAAAAAAAAAAAAUGAACAAACAAAAAAACCCGCUUCUAAAUGAGUUAAGAGAAAUCCCUGAGCACUACUGUUUUGUUUUGUCUUUUAAAGGAGGACAGAGCAUUUUCCCCUUGUCACGAUACUUCCACAUGUAAUUGGGAAGAAAUGUGAUUUCCCUCAAAUGUACCAAUUUGAGGUUAUUAAGAGAAAUUUUUUAUAAUUUAGAAAGCUAUUUACCUUUUAGGUAACAACUAGGAAAUACUCAUCAUUGAAUGUGCCCAGAAAAAAACUUUGAGGAGCCCAGCUUGCAUGCUUACGUUAUGCAAUUUUUUUUUCUUUUGCAAAAAAUCUCCCCAAAAACAAACAAAAAAAAAAACUUUAGCAGAAAUUAAAAUCCUAUUAUGAGCAAGCUUUUUUUUUUCCUCACUAUUAUGCAACAGGAAAUUUUGACAAGUAGAAACUGACAAAUUUGCACUCAGUUAUGCCAAAAAAAAAAAAAAAUGUUUGAAGAACUCUCACAUAUGCUGUAUUACUUUUCAUUCUAGAUAAAAAUAAGAAUAGGUGUCCAAGCUGCUGUCUUAAAUGUAAACUUGACUAUUUCAAUUUUCCUUCAAGUGUUGAUACGGGAGUUGGUUUCUCUCUCAGACAUUCACUGUACAACUGAGAAGUUUUCAUAUCUCUGGCAAAAUGUGUAUUUAUCCAACAAGCUGUAUAUUUGUGUAUAGACUGACAUGAAAUGUGAAUGCCUCCAAAUGUACGCUUAGUGGUGUGCUCUGUCUACAAAAUAAGACAAUGUUUUUAAUUUGCUUAAUUACAGACACAGGUUGUUUACAAAAUGCUAGCUCAAAAGUCUGUAAUGGUUAUGUAUUGACUUAUAUUUUUUCAUAGCCUUUGGGCACCUGUAUUACUUGGUGGGGGUGGGAGGUGGGUGGGUAGGGAGGGACACUGGUCUAAUCCUUAUAAAGUGGGAGAGGCAGUUCAGCCCAGCUCCCUCCUGGCUUCAGCUAAGCCACCCGCUAGCUUCAGCUGGUCUUUGAAAUGUGUGUUUCUACAUUGUAAAGUGUCCUUGUCCUUGUGAUAGAACGCUGGCCCGCGCCAGCUGUGGUUUUAUCUUGGGUUUGUUUCUGUCUUAGCUUCAGGUAAUCACCGCUCUCGAUCUGGCACAGUGUUUAAAAUAGCCAAGGACACUUGUAUUCAUGCUCUCACAACUCGCCCUCAGAGAAAUAGCUGAUAAAUUAAGGAUCAUAACUGUGCAUAUUAUGAUAGUUGACUUCUUGUAAUCAGCCUAGAAAAAUCUGUCAUAGAAUAGUAGUAUACCAAACAACGCUUGGGAGCGAUGUCAAGGACAGUAUUCCAAAGGUGAAAGUUCUGCUGUUUUGUUAUACUUCUUGCUUGAUAUAUUCAUCUUGAAUAAAUAAAGUCUUAACCUUUUCUUUAAAAAAAAAAA